AUGUCCUCGUACCAGAACAUCGCCCAGGACUACCUGUUCCGUGCAGUGGGCGUGGAGACAGUAGGACCACUCGGACCGGAAGCCUCUCGGCUGAUCAGUGAACUGGGCAAGAUGAUAUGGCAGGAAACAGGCGAGAUACGCCUGCCUGCCAGCGCCACAAAUUGCAGCGCGCCUACCGCCGAGCAACAGCAGCGUAUUGCAGCGCUGCAUGCGGCGGGGUGUGCGGUGGCAGAAAUCGUCAGGAAAGUGGGAACUAGCCUGCACUAUGUUCGCUGUGAGAUCGAGCUUUUGUCCGGGCGCAACCACCACCAGUGCCCGAAUCCUGCGCAUUCCGUGGGCUGCAAUGAUCAAGAAAGGCAGAUUGUCCGCUUGUUUGAUGAAGGACGUGGUGUAUCGGAAAUUGCCCACCGUCUCCGACUGAAUCCUGCAACAGUGUACCGGAAAUUACGCCUCCUCGGCAAGACAACCAUUCGAUAUAGCAAACGUAAGCUGUCAGGAGAAAAGCCCCAUGAGUCGGCAUCGCCACUGCGGGACAAUCGCCAGUCACCGGAAAUGCCCGAGCCGACUGCCGCAUUGCCAACGCGCCGCCCGAUUUUGAACAGUUGUUGCAGGGCUACUCGAUGUACUACAAGAAUUACCGUGACACACAAACAGCAGCAGACCAUCAGGGAACUCUUCGAUAAGGGUUACAGUGCAUCACAUAUCGUACGGCGUGUCGGAUUGGGCCAGCGCGUAAUCGAACAAGAACUGCUGCGUAUGGGCAAGUGCCCGUCUGACAAUGGGGUUGGGGGUCAUCAUCAGCGCUACCACCCUCGCACAGCUGAAGCAAGAAGCAAGAUUUUGCAGCUGUUCGAUCAGAAUGUCAGCCAGGAGGAAAUCUGCCGGCGGGUCAAGCUCAACCAUCAGACCAUCGCCAAGGUCGUACGUUUGGCCGGAAGAAGUUUUACUGACCGUCGAUGGACAAAGUACAAGGACCGGCGAAAGCCACAGAAAUCUGGUCAUCGUGCCGACAGUCGGCAGUCGCGACCGAAAUCACGCUCACUUGCAAGGACCACUGUUCAGGAACAUUCAGAUUCCGAUGAGUUUGAAGACGCAGAAAACGCCGAAGAAGAAGCCAGCCAGCCGGUGGCGAUCCAGUGUUCGGAAGCUAUCACAAGUGACGCCACAGCGAAACCGCUGGAAAUUGCUCCGGAAACGAACCGGCGUCCUGUGACUGACGCAGCUAAAGCAGACAAUGGCGUGAAGGAAGCCGAAACCGCGGUCAUCGGGUGUCACGGACCGGUCGGGGACAGUCGUUACCGUUGCCAGGCGUGUGGAUUCCAGACGGCUGCCGAGACGGCCUUUCUCUCCCAUCUGAUGUCGCCGUCACACAAACGCCACACUGAUAAUUUUCUGCUGGCUUGCGCCGACUGCCAGUUCCGCAGCCGCCAACCCAGUAAAAUGCUCCAGCACUGCAUUAAGCACGCCAACUGA
This is a messenger RNA of Paramacrobiotus metropolitanus, 1473 nucleotides long. RefSeq lists its product as uncharacterized. The record is from RefSeq and is a predicted model, not a curated record. The transcript is spliced from 6 exons. The coding region runs from base 1 to 1473 and encodes 490 amino acids. NCBI's taxonomy places the organism in Eukaryota, Metazoa, Tardigrada, Eutardigrada, Parachela, Macrobiotidae.